CACCGUUUUACACAGUGUGAGGGUUACUUUAUUAAACACAAACAUACACACACACACGCAUACCCUACACAAGCAAACUUAUUACGUACUUGGCUAGUAACUCCUUCACCUCCACCUCAACUACCGUAAAAGGAGGUGAAAUGAUGAUACUUUAUUGUUUCGUUGCUUUAAUCGCGAAUGCGCACCGCGCGCUUGCCACUUUUGCAACGCGUGGAGCUCUCGAACGCGUGCACAGGACCAUGGUAUGGACCGGAGUUGAAUAACGAAAAAGAAGGUCAGUCUUGUACGCCUCGAUACGAUAGGAGAGAGGGUAACGAUGUUAUGGAUGAUGGUUUUCACUACCGAGUCUCGAUCGAGCAGCAACCGCUUGAUCACGCCUAGCUUAGGUGCGAAAACAUCAACCGAUCUCGGUUACCACUGAGGUUAAGGCUGAUGUGGGUCAAGAAUGUGAUGAAAAGAAUUCGUAAGCACGCCUUAAUGUAGUGGUAAUGCAAAUUCAUCACACGUCUUCAUAAUUGCCGCUCGCCAUAAAAAUGAGCCAUUCGCACGCAAAAUAUUUUCGACGAUCGACAACGAGCAACCGGAGGAGCAGUGAGAAUCUUGUUCUUAGCGGUUUGGUGUAGUGUUUUUGAACGCGAUGAAUUGUUAAUGAGCCAAGAACGUUGAUGCUGCUGCUGCUGCUGUUGUGGUUGUCUGUGGUCAAGAUUGUCUAUGGCCGGGUGGGAACUGUGUCAAUUGGAAUUGGAUAUGUGUUAGCAUACAAAGCGAUCGUGCGGUUCUGAAAGUGAAAAGAAAAGAAUUCGAAUAAAGGCUUCGUGCUUCAGCAUCAUUAAUGUUAAUCGGCUGUUUGCUAACUAUGUGAAGGUUUUAAUUAGUUUGCUUUAAAAUAGUUAUUAUUUUUUGUUGGUGUGCAAAAAAGAGGUUGGUCCCACUCAGUCAAACACUAUUUACAGCUGAAUGUGGUCUAAUUUUGUAAAUAGCAUUUUAGUAGAUACGGGUUUUUUGUUAUUUCUGCACCUUUGAGCCGUCGUUAAAUGAUAAUGUUAAAGAGAUGUUGAGUAACUUAAAUCUAGCCAUAAAUUUACCAUCUUGACAACUCGUUAACUUAAUUCAUCCCUCUAAUCACCGAUAGUGGCCAUUCGAGCUGUACAAGCCUCAUUUUUUAUCCAUGAUACAUCUGAAAAGCUUGUGGAAGACUGUUUCUCUCUUUUUGAUAAAAAUUACAUAAAAUCUUCCGAGAUGUGAAUGGUUCAAGAAAGGGCACGAAAUGAAUAGUGCGGUGGGAGACGUAAUGGUUGCUAUUAGAUGAAGCAUUGCUGGACGCCUCGGUACGCUUUCGUUUGAAGGAGUCGUCGUAAAAGUUGAGAUGAUACCGCCGUUCGGACGUUUACCACUAUGACGCAAUCGUGCGCAAGAAGCUCUUUUAGGUGUAUAGAGACAAACAAAAAAGCCGGCCGCAUUGUUGACGAUCAUGACACAAGAGGCCUUGGAUAUGCAAUACGUUUAGUGAUGCGAUCAGAUUGAAGAGGGAAGAGGAGGCGUAAGGGUAUGUCUUACGCUGAAUGUAGUUGGCUUGCAAGAAAAAGCAAAACCAAAACUAUACUACGGUCGGAAGGUUAAUCUCAUAUCGACUCAUGUGUUAAUUCAUUAUAAUAAUUGUAAAAUAAUAAUAUUCCAUUUUUGCGUUAAGAUCCCGAGUCGGUCUUCGUGUACAAUAUUUUGAAGUCUUUCUAAAGGUGUUUUUGGAGAAAUAAUAAUACGUUUCAUCAUUUUGUUAUUGGAAAAAUAUUGGAUUUAAUUAAAUGACCAUAAUUCAAUGAAAAAUACCAGUCAUUUCAUUUACAUAUUUAAAACAAAUGUUUAAAUCCACACAAAUAAUUUGUAUGACGUAUUUGUUUGCAUUAAUAACUUGCAUUUGUUAUAAAAUUUGGCGACAUCAUUCGAGCAGCGCUGUACUACCGAUUAGAUCAGAUUUGCUUGUUUUGAUGUAUCGACAUAGAGCAAGCAUGCAUGCGAUACAUUGAUAGACCACCGCCUAAUGCAUCACUACACGAGCUGUCAAAUAACAAACUGUCAGAACAAUCAGCUGUGGUUUAAAAAACCGCCGAACGGCACAGGUACAAGAAAUCGCACCACAUUAAAUGUUCCGAGAGUGCAAGGUGUCGAUCAAAAGUUUCCAUUAUGAAAGAUAUAACGUUUAUUUCUUCGAGUUAUAUUUCCCUCCGCGAAGCGUUCCUCAGCGUGCCUGUACCGGCGAAUCAGUUCAGCCUUCUAAUGCCCACGCAGGACAAUGAACCCGCUGGAUGUGAAACGUUGGACGACAUUUACGAAGUGUGUGCAUUGCAAAGUUUGAACUGCAGCUUGGAGGAGUUUCAGGUGAUAGACAAGCAACUGUUUAAUUGCAUUUUUGGAACGAAAUUUUCCACCCAUUUGCUCGGUGGCGGCCUCAAUCAGCUCAGUCUGUCAGAGCCGGCUGUAGUCACCAAAGCCAAGGAGCAAACGGUGUGCAAAACGCGCACCAUUGCUGGACGUCCUUCGUGGCGCAUUUCACUGGGUACGAAGCUAGACCCAAAGCCAGCAUCAGCUGCCAAGCUACCGGAGUGGUUAGUUGGAACGGAUCGUCAGAAACUUUACAAUAUGGAAGCACUAGACGGUAACGGAAAACGGCUCGACCUGAUGCUCAUGGGCGUAGGCGAGCCGAAAGCGUCCCGUGAGAAUGGUAAGGAGAACCGUGUCGCCAAAUCGAACGAAGGUUUAGGGAAGAAUAUCAAGCAGCAUAUCGCUAUACCCCCAAAAGCUGUGCCGGCUAGCCAUACUCAAGGCAAUGUUCCGGUUGUCAGGUCAACGCGAGAAGCCUUGUUAAGCAUAGGGUUGAAUGAAAACGUUACCCUGCUAUCGGACAAACUUAUGCAACAUUUUAACAAACUAUCUAACGUAGGCGUUCCAGUACUGAGAAGCAACAGUGGGCCAAAUAUUGGCGUGAAAAUGCGCCGGAAACAGCAGCUAGGUGCACCUUCUUUCAUCACUGCACCUACGCCAGCGAAACAGAGAAGAAUGUCCACCGUGAAGGAUUUGACAGGCGAUCGGAGGGUAGUCCUUAAUGCAGAUACUUCCGCACUGUACCAUGAUGAAAACGCAAACGUCUGCCAAGCGGCGGUCAAAGAUAGUCGGAAUACCCGUAACAAAGUUUCCAAGCGAAUUUUGCGAAAAUCAACCAUUAAUCAGAAAACAGUAGGCCAAACUAGGGAGCGAACGAACGGUACGAAAUGA
Molecule: messenger RNA, 3270 nt
Organism: Anopheles coluzzii
Lineage: Eukaryota; Metazoa; Arthropoda; Insecta; Diptera; Culicidae
Exons: 2
Coding region: 2182-3270 (362 amino acids)
Source: RefSeq, a predicted model, not a curated record